Molecule: messenger RNA, 2674 nt
Organism: Eriocheir sinensis (Chinese mitten crab)
Lineage: Eukaryota; Metazoa; Arthropoda; Malacostraca; Decapoda; Varunidae
Product: 17-beta-hydroxysteroid dehydrogenase type 6-like
Exons: 9
Coding region: 415-1674 (419 amino acids)
Molecular function (GO): oxidoreductase activity
Source: RefSeq, a predicted model, not a curated record
GCUCAGUAACAAUUCUGGCGAGGUGGAGCGUGUAUCUGUCACCUCGCUCUCCCACCUGUUGCCGCGCUCACCUGUCCACCUAAGAGUUAAUUGGUCGGCUGUUUGUGUGUGCGUGCGUGCGUGUUUGUUUUGCCAGAUUCCACCAACUCCAAUGACCGCAUGAGAAAGUCCGCCCAAACCCAACACACGCAACACCUUAUAAUCCUCCUCCUCCCUAGCGACGAAAUCCUCCCUUGAGAACGUAAUCCCUCCCUUACGUCCUAAAAUCCCCCUCUAUACCCUAAAAUCCUUCCCUGAUACCCCAAACCCACUUCCCAUACCCUAAAAUCACACUCUAUACCCUAAAAUCCAUUCCUAUACCCCCAAACUCAUCCCUUAUACCCCUAACAACAGUCCCCUACACACUCCUUCAAUAUGCGUCAGGCCUGGUAUCCUCUGGUCGGCCUGUGGGUCCUUGCGUGGGGGUGCCUGGUGGUGGUGUCGCAGAGGUCAUGGGUGGUGCCUGUCCUUGCCCUGGGCCUGGUGGCGGCGCAUGUAGCUGACUGGCUCCUGAAGGCGGCUCGGAAUGCGAUGAAGAGAACCACGAUGGACCCCACUGGCAAAGCGGUCUUCAUUACGGGCUGCGACACGGGCUUCGGCAAGGAGUUGGCUUCGCGGCUUGACAAAUUGGGCUUCAAGGUGUUCGCGGGGUGCCUACUGCCGGAGGGUGAGGGCGCCAGGUCGUUGCUGCAGGAGUCAUCGGAGCGUCUGAAGGUCGUGAGUGUUGACGUGACAAGCGAUGAGGCGGUGCGCGCGGCCUGCAAGACGGUGGAGGAAGACCUGGACGAGGAUGAGGUUCUCUGGGGCGUGGUCAACAAUGCUGGGAUCGCCGCCUUCACGGAGAUUGAGUGGUGCCCCGUUGCGGAGUAUCGGCGGGUCUACGAAGUCAACUCUCUGGGCCCUAUCCGCGUGACCAAGGCCUUCCUGCCGCUGCUUAGACGAUCCCACGGACGGAUUGUGCUGGUGGCCUCGCUGGCGGGUCGCUACACGUUCCCCGGCUUCACCGCCUACAGCAUGAGCAAGCACGCUACGGUCUCCUUCGCUGAUGGUCUGAGGCUGGAAAUGCAGAAAUGGGGGAUAACUGUCCAUACCGUUGAGCCCACGCUGUAUAGGACUCCCAUCAGCCAGGAAGGUCCUAUUCACCGCGCGCUGGACCGGUUCUGGCAGGAGUGCUCGGAUGACGUGAGAAACUGCUACGGGGAUGACUAUAUGAAGGACUUUAAGAUGACCAUUUCGAAGCACCUUAACCGCGCCAAGCCCUCCGAGAAGAUCCGGGAGGUGAUAGACGACAUGGUGGAUGCUGUGGCCGGGGAUGACCCCAAGACGCGUUAUGUACCCAGCAUUGUCACUCAGAUCAGGGCCAAGCUGCUAUCCUCCCUUCCCGAUGCAAUGCGAGACCAGUUCUUCCUCAGUAGCCAGCCCCAGACCCCACCAGCCCUCGUCACAGCCGAGAGACAGAGGAGGAAGAAGAAGCCCGUCCUGCUGGACCCACGCAGCGAGGAGGGCAGCGUCGGGUUCAUGCGCCGCUUCGGGCCGGGCGGGAAGAGACUCGAGAGGGGCUUCUCCAUGCCGAACUGGGGCAAGAACGAGAUGACGCCCUCACCCAAGGCGAGCGACACGGUCUUCGAGUUCUAAUGGGAAGAGAAGGGCGGAGAGGCUGUUUUACGCGUGUUUGUGAGUGGGGAGGCAAAUUACUGCACUUGGUAUGCUAGUAGAGGGCUAGGGUACGCGUGUGUAUAGCAGACGAGACUAAGUUUUAAGGGCAAGGGAAGGACGGAGAGGCUCUCUGGACGCGUGUGUUUGUGAUUGGGGAGUGUUUGGUGCUACUGAGAGGUAAAACACUGCACCUGGUAUGCUAGUAGAGGCCCAGGAUAUAUGUGACAGACGGUCCUUAAGUUCUAAGGGCAAGGGAAGGGCGGAGAGGCUCUCUGGACGCGUGUGUUUGUGAUUAGGGAGUGUUUUGUGCUACUGAGAGGUAAAACACUGCACCUGGUAUGCUAGUAAAGGCCCAAGGAUAUGCGUAAUCAAGUGCAGAAGGAGAUGAGGGGACAACUGAUGUGUUUUGUUCCUGUAGUGCUAUUUAUAAGAAGUGUUGGGGCUAAUGAGAGAUGAAACACGGUAUUACGUAUGCUAGUAGAGGUCCAAUGUAUGUUUAAAGUAAUGCAGAAGGGCUCGAAAAAAGAUAAGUGAGAUGUUUAAUUGCCAAGUUAGUAUGAGGAGUAUAAAAAAAAGGAGUUAUGAGGAAAAGGUGAAGGAGAGGAAGGAAGUGUGAAGAGAUUGUGUGUUUGUUUGAAUAUGUAAAGGAGUGAUUUUGAUUGUUCUUACCUGAUUUUUCUUACGUGUUGUGUUGGUAUAAAAAGGAUGAGGCCAAGUUAGUCUUAGUGUUUGAUGUACAGGUAUAUAUAUAGUGUAGAACUGUAGCUUAGAUUGGUGUGUGUGUGUGUGUGUGUGUGUGUGUGUGUGUGUGUGUGUGUGUGUGUGUGUGUUACGUCAGAGAUAAAAAAAAAACCUAUAUAUGAAAUUUAAAAAAAAAGGUGCUAAAUAUAUUUUGUUUACUUUUAAGAGAUAUACAUUUAAACAGAGACUUUGAUUAUACGUGGGAAGGCGUUUUUGAAAAUAUAUAAAAUUCAGAAGA